Molecule: messenger RNA, 5883 nt
Organism: Sclerotinia trifoliorum
Lineage: Eukaryota; Fungi; Ascomycota; Leotiomycetes; Helotiales; Sclerotiniaceae
Source: the annotation of a GenBank genome assembly
UUUUUUAUUCAAUUAAGUUAGAAGAUCUCAAUAGAUAUUUGAAUUAUCAAAUUUCACCUGAUUUUUCUCCUGCAAAGAGGCUGAACUCUUGCUUACUUCCUGCCCCACCCAAUACGGGAAACAUGCCGACACCUGUGUUUUCAUUACCUGAAUCCAUGCCCGCGAUGGCUCGUUCUCUGCCGCGUUACUCAUCUCACUAUCAAAUUGAGUUUGUUGGCCCUUAAAUUGAAUAAUGGCUGUGCAAAUUGCGAUUUGUGCAACUCUGUUUCAUUACUGGCACGUACAUCGUAUUGGGGGGAAGCGGGGAUUAACCUAAACAAUGUAGUCCUUAUACAUAAGAUGAUCUGGUACUUGUGCGUUCGUCCCCAUACUACAUUCGCUUUUCUAGAAGGAAUGGCGUUUCUUCCAACUGCUCAAUGGCGUGAACGUGUCAGACGUCAGACUUUAGCACUGACGGAGAAAAACUUCCUCCUGUUUCUCAGAUCACCGUGGGCGACUCUCUUUCGCGCAUUGGUCCUGCCAAUAAUUUUCACCGCAUUAUUCUGUUCCGGUGGAAAACUCUCCAAUAUUUCAUCCACGCCGAACGAAGGUGGAGUUGCCAACUCUUCGCAGCAGAUUAAAAGUUUGAAACAAGCGCUGGAUGGGGUUCCCCUCAAAAAACUUGUUCUGUGCCGAAAUGGAUUCAAUGGGACAGAAGUCAAUUCGAUUAUAGAGACUGCGGUACAAGGCCUCAGCUUGGACAGGUGGGUUACAAUUGACAAUGUGGACGACUUGUAUUACAAUUGUCUACAAUCACGGACUGGCAUCUCCAACUGCUUCGCUGCUGUCAUCUUCACCUCAGUCAAUGCUACGAAUGUUGAUUAUAUCAUCGCCACCGACAGCGCUACAAGCCUAUCGAGUACCGACUUUGCAAAGCAUGAAUCCUUGAGCAACGACCGCCUCCUGCCACUGCAAUGGGCUAUCGAUUCUAGCAUUGGGAGCUUCAGUAAAACGACUCCGCCAUCAGAACUUCCCUGGUCCGGAUAUUUCGAAGACCAAGCACCGGAUGCAAGCUCACAGCUUGAUACCGCAUCUUGGUUUGUGGUAAUUUACUACUUCAUCGCUCCGGCAUUUCUCCUCGCUUUGAUUGGUGUUGUCUACCAUGCCAGUCUAUUUGUGGCAUCAGAAAGAGAAUUGGGAAUGGCCGAACUUCUAGAUGCACAAACAUGCACGAAAACACCUCGAAUUCUCUCCACCAUUGCUUCUUUUGUUGCAAUUUAUUCGCCAGGAUGGUUCAUUUGCUCCAUUCUCAUGACCCAGCUUCUCUUCACGCGUUGCUCCGAUGCCCUCCUCCUGUUCCUUACACUAAUAGCUGGGACAUCUCUCACUGUGGUAAGUAAAUGUUUCCUAUCAUCACAUCAAAAAUUCUUCAGGGAUCCAGACUUGAGGGACGUAAUUCAAGAUUCACUUCUUUCACAUGCAGUCUUCAAGACACAUAUUUUUAGUUCCAGCUUCAGCUCUAUAACAUUUGCUAAUACUACUGCAGUGGGCACUGUUCUUAUCCUCAUUUUUCAGGAAAGCCCAGCUAGCAGGACUUUAUGCCUCCAUUCUCACAUUCACGCUGGCCUUCGGCACUGUAGCGUUCGUGUUCAGUGACACCCCAUCUCAUACCACGAUCGCAAUACUAAGCGCCUUAUUUCCUCCGUUCACCUACGCAAGUCUCAUCGGCGACAUUGCGCGGGCCGAGGCGCACCUCGCCAGCUUUUCGCUCCAGAAGUCCAUCACUACCACCUCUGAUAGUCUAGGUUUCACUCCGCAAGUCACCGGCUACCUGUAUAUCAUAUUCUUAUGUGCCCAAAUUGUGGUUUACACCGCUGCGUGCUUUGCAGUUGAUCACUACAAAUGGAGUGUGAAAAGAAGCUACGAUGAGAUUGAUUCGUCUAGUGACGUUGCAGUACGCUGCACCGAACUUUCGAAGACUUUUGAAGCGAGCCGUCGAUGGUACUGGCCAUGGAGCACUGUGGGAAGCAGCCAUCUUGCGGUUAACAGUUUAAAUCUCGAAUUGAAGACAGGUUCAGUUAAUUUCCUACUCGGGCCAAAUGGGGGAGGUAAAACGACGACGCUGAAAUGUAUUGCGGGCAUCAUCUCUCCGGACAAAAGUUCACGACUGGAAAUCAAUCAAAAUGCCAUGUUUUUUGGCGUCUGCCCCCAGCAUAAUGUAAAUAUCACUCCUUCCAGUUAUGUGCCGAGUUAACAUUUGUAGGUUUUCUGGGAGAGACUGACGGUUGCCGAACACGUCAGAAUUUGGAGAAAGAUUAAAACUGGAGAAACUAUGGUUGGAAGCGAAGAUGAUGUGCUUGCAGAGUGCGAUAUCUUGAAAAAAUCUAACCAAGCUGUGGAGACAUUAUCUGGGGGCCAGCAAAGGAAGCUGCAGCUUGCCAUCGCGUUUGUGGGAGGUUCCACAAUGUGCUUCAUCGAUGAGGCUUCCAGUGGUUUGGUAGCUACAGCCAGUCCAAAGUCUUGACCACUGCUGACAGAUUUUAGGAUCCCCUCUCAAGACGCAAUAUCUGGAACAUUAUCUCCAAUUGUCACUCGCGCCGUACCGUCUUGAUAACCACGCAUUUUCUUGACGAGGUAAGGAAGAAGCCCAGAUUUCAUUCUACUUAAAUUACUAAAUCUUCUUAGGCCGACGUUCUUGCGGACAACAUUUCAAUCAUCUACAAAGGAGGACUUGUGUGCACAGGCACCCCCACUUCACUGAAAGCUAACUACGGACUGGACCUCGAGAUCCGACAGAUUGCGACAGAAGAUGACGAAGGUUACGAAGAAGAUGAAAAUGAUGAAGAAGACAAAAUGCCUACGUGGAACAUGAAGACUUCUACUGAAGCAACAAAGAAGAUUCUCGAAUUGGAAGAGCUAUCAGGUGGUUUAUACUCAGUUACCUUCCCGACGCUAGAGCAAGUCUUUUUGAACGUCACCAAUUCAUCGCUGAUCGAUGGUAAUGGCAACGGAGAUGUAGUACUUGGUGAUCAAAUAUCUAGACAGGAGACUGAGCUCGAAGAACUGAACCCAGGAAGUGUGGAUGGAGUAACCCUUGAAGUUGGGAAGCAAACCAAGCUAUUUCACCAAGUAAGUUGCCAAUUUGUUGGCCUAACUCUCGUACUAACUACAUUCAAGAUUCUAGUCAUUCUGAAGAAACGCUACCUUCUAGCACGGAACAGCUGGAUGAGUUAUGGUAUCGCUCUCGUAAUCCCAAUUGUCAUUGCCGUUGCAGUAGCCAGCUCGGUCGCCAAAUUCGACAGCUUUGAUAACUGUACACAUAGAAUGGAUGUUACCAUGCGAAAUGCAAGCAAAGCAGAGUUCAUGGCUUUAAGAGGGGCUUUUAAUAAUUACGAUGUUCUCGGUCCUUUGGAAACCCCUGAUUUCUACAGCGCUGAGGACCUUGCGUACUAUGCGAUUUCUAGCAUUGCUGGACCGCCGGCUGCUUUUGAUGACGAAGCUCAAAAUACAAUUUAUGUAGAGAAUAUGGGACACUUUUUUGGGUCAGUCAGUCUUGAACAAGAGGGUGUUACUGGAGAACAGAAGGCUCUAGCUACUCGUGGCAAUGCGUCUUCACUUACAGAAAUGAUCUCCAUCAUCAAGGAUCACCACGGUCAGCCAGCAUUUGGUGUUUUUGCUGACUCGGCCGAUGUCACGCUCGUUCAUCGAAUGUACCCAGAAUUCUCCAUGGCAGGCAUGAACAUCAUCACAAAUCGACUUGCGAACUCCUCGGCACAAACUGGAACGGCAAGAAAGGUCAAGGCAACGUACCGCAAAUUCCGGCACGUCGACUUUACUCCCGACCCAUUGUCAAUUCCAAUCUUAGUGUUCAUAACACUUGGGUUCAUAUGUAGCACAAGUGUCAGCAUCCUGUAUCCGGUGUUCGAGAGGAUCAACAAUGUCAGGGCCUUGCAGUAUUCAAAUUCAGUCUCGGUAAGUUUCUCCAACGAUCUAAACAUAGUGUGCUUUUGUCUAACAUAGAAAUAGUCUGCAGCACUAUGGACAGCCUACCUGAUCUUUGACAUGCACAUUGGGAUCAUCACGUCCGUCGUAACAUGGGCAAUUAUAUUCUCGGGCGGGAAGAGCCGGAUCUGGUAUGAAUCAACAUUCAUCCUCUUUGCAAUACUGCUAUUCUGUAUUGCGACCUACCUAGGACUUUAUCUCUGCUCUUUAUUCCUCAGAAGAGCUGCGUUUGCAGUUGCAGUUGGCGUGCACAUCAUGCUAAUGGUGGCUUAUCUCGUCGCAGUAAGUACUCUCCUCAUAACUCUGAAUGAUUCUAACAGAAAACAGUAUUACAUCAUGGAUUCUAAUAAUCCUGUGAACGAAUUCAAUAUAGCCCUCGAUAUUCAAGGCGUACUUGGUCUCACCUCGCCAGCAGCCAACCUACUCCGAACGUUCUUCGUAGCAAACGAUAACUUCGGCAUCACCUGCGGCGAGACAGGGUGGUAUGAUUUGCAUCCCAUAGCAUUUCAACUUUAUGGUGGUGUCUACAUUAAUCUGAUCCUACAGAUCAUGUUCUGUAGUUUUGUUAUUAGAUUUAUCGAAACUGGAAGCUCAGCAUGGUUUUUCAAACUUCUUCCAAAGAGAAAGAUGCCGGCGACUCCAGCACAAUUAGACUUUGGUAUCGAGGGAAGAGAGUCUCCGAACUUCGCACCAACAGCAGAGCAUGAUGACGAUAUCCCCCUCAAGCCUCUCAAAGGAAAAAGUAGUGCAACUGUCCUCGUUCUCUCCAAGGUAACCAAAUUCUUCAAGUCACUGCUAGCAGUACAAGAAACAUCUUUCAACAUCUCCACAAAUGAAACACUAGCACUUCUCGGUGCUAACGGUGCCGGAAAAACAACCACCAUCAACAUGAUCCGUGGUCUCAUCACUCCUGAUCAUGGCACCAUAACCAUAGAUGGUAUCAAUGUCCUCGCUUCGCCUCAACAAGCACGAAUCCACACUGGCGUUUGCCCUCAAGAUGACGCAAUUGACGAGCUCACCGUCCGCCAAACCCUAAGCUUCUACGCGAGUAUCAAAGGUCUGCGAGACGUCAGGGGGAAUGUAAACGGCGUGAUGCGCGCAUUCGGCAUAGAAACCUUCGCUGACCGCCUCAUUACCAAGCUCUCGGGCGGCACAAGAAGGAAAGUGAUGGUCGCGAUCGCCAUCCUCGGGAAUCCGCGACUGCUGCUACUGGACGAGCCGUCUACUGGGCAAGAUGCCGGUGCCAAACGUGUUUUGUGGAAGAUCUUGCGUUCGCUGAGUAACGAUCGCGCGAUUCUGAUUACCACGCAUAGUAUGGAGGAGACAGAAGCACUUGCGACGAAAGUGGCCAUCGUCGAUAAGAAAAUGUUAGCUUCGGGCACGACAUCGCAGUUGCGAUCGCGCUUUGGAGGGUUCUAUCGCGUGCGGGCGGCUUAUGAGGUUGGGAGUGAGACGGAAUUGGAGGCGGCUCUUCGGGUCAUGUUUGGCACACAAGUGCGGAAUCUCAAGUGUGCGUUUGGCGAGGUGGAGUUUGAGCUGCCGUAUGAGAGGAAGAUGAUCGGGAGGAUUAUGCUGAGUAUGGAGACUUUGAUGGUGGAUAAGAAGGGUGUGCCCGGGAUUGAGAGGAGGAUUAAUGGGGAGGGAGUGCCUGGAAAUGGUACGAGGAAGGUGUUGAGGGACUAUACUAUUUUAGAGCCAUCCAUGGAUGAUGUUUUCUUGAAUGUUUGUAAAGAGGCCGAGAUUGGAAUCUUGUAGAGAAAAGAAAAAUCAGAUUUUUCUGUGGAGAGAAUUAAUUUCGAGUCUACACAUAGGACAUACAAGUUGUCCUAAAUAUCCCCCAACUUCAAAAUCGAGGUUUCUAGCAAUUGAUGAGAGGGUUGAAACUAAUACUAAUAGCUUAAA